CAACUCAGAAUGAGUAGAGCCUCAGAGUCCUAACACACCGGGACAGCAGGACAAGUAGAACAGAAGGGUAAAGCUGCAGGAGGCCGAAGAAAAAAUAGGAACAUAGAACUGAGAAUAGUAAACACACUGAUAGGAAAACCAGAAAUCAGAGAAUGAUAGUAGAAUAAAAGAGCAACAUAAGUAAAGGACAGCAGACUGCAGCGGAGGAUGGAGUGGACGGUCAGAGAGAUGUAACAGCCCUGAGGAGAAGUGGUGGAAUUUUAUUCUUUGUCCUGCAAAAUCACACAAAGGUCCCUCCCUCCCUUUCUCCCCUUCCCUAGCUCUGUCAUGCCUAUCCUCAAAAACCUCCCAGUCCGCCUGAAAGGUGGUGGACCGACACUACAUAACGCCUUGAUCCUGCGCAGGAUGAGCCUCAACAUCAACCCUCACCACCCUCUCAACCCCUUUGACAAUGACCAUGACAGAGUCCAUAACAAUGGCAACCACUGGUCUCCCGGUAGCUCGCUCCUGGAUGGGGACGUGCCCAGGGACCGCAACCCAUUUGAGGAUGAGGAGGAUGAGAAUGAGGCCAAUGAAGGAAAGAAGGCAGGAGGUGGUGGAGGAGGUGGAGGAGGCUCAAUGAAGGGCUCAUUCAAGUUCACAUCCCCAUUGAAGACACUGGGGAAGCUGGGGAAGAACCUGAGAGCAUCUGGGAGCAGCAAAAGUGGUUCACCCUCCCCACAGAGGUUGGGGCAAGGAUCAUCUUCCCCUGCAGAGAAGAAAAAGAGGGGAAGAAGGAGCUCUGAAGGAAGUCUGCUAAGAUUUGCAGGGAAGUAUCGUGACACCAUAAGCCCCCGGAAGGAGCUGGUCACCAACGGGGAGCUGAACUGCUCGGAGAGUGAAUGUGAUUCCAACAGCCGACGUGUUUCCUUCAUGAAGAUAGUUGGCCUGGGGAAGAUGAAAAGGGAGUCCAUGAAUGACCGGCUGUCUCAGGGCCCUGAAGAACAGAGACUACAACAGGAAGUAGUGGAGGAGGUCAAGCCUAGAGAGCCACUUUCAGUCCUUGAGAUCCAUCAGCUUGUCAAAAAGCGAGAUCUCUUCUUGGCUGACACGCACAUCAUGGAGCUGGAACAGGAAUGCUACGAGUCUGCUGUGAGUGAGAGGGCUGCUGCAACCACAAUGGAGGAAGUGAGCAGCUCGAGCAAAGAUGGCGGUCGGAAGGUGAAGGACGUGGAGCUGCUGUAUGAAGAGCUGCAAAAGGAACUGUGGGCCGUGGUGACGGAGUCGCUUCGGUCGCCAACGGCCGGGCCAAACCUAGGCUUGGUGGUGCAGGUGCUGCAGCAAGAAGAAGAGGCUGACAAAGACUGGGCCCUCAAGAAGGGUGCAACAACUGGUGGCCCAAGGCCUCGCUGCCUGAAGCAACGCUGGAAGGAGGCAGUAGAGAAAGGUGCUGACAUCGCCUUACCCCAGACAACUGAAUUCACCUCUGGAGAACUUGUCAGUUACUUGGACCGUCUGCGAGUGCGGGUGGUGGAGGACCUAGGGGCUGCUAAGAGGAACGUGGUGUCUAUUUACCCUGAGGAAUACCAGUCCUUCCAGAUCUAUGUGCAGAGCUACCACCAGGCUGUUGCUCAACGGCUGGCGGCCGUCACUGAAUAUCAGCUUCAGAUCACUGACAUCUACUCUCUGCUCGACUGGCUACAUAACAUAUACAACAGAGAUGUACUGCGCACAGUUUGCAUAACAAGCCCGUUCGCCCACUCUCAGCUCAGUCCUCUCCUGCCAGCACACACAGUGGACAGACUGGAGCUGGACUGUCUCAACUCUGUCAGGGCUCGGGUGACCACGGAGCUGAGCCAGGUUUUGGAUGAAGAAGAGAAGAGAUGGAUGGAGACGCUGCACAUCGAGGAGUAUCAGAUCACCUUGGCUAAAUCUGUGAUACAGAGGCUGCAGGUUGAUCUCGAGCGCUCGGCCUCCAUCAACAGGAGUUUGGGCUCCAGAGUGGCUCAGUGCAGCCUCAACGGUCUGGCUGACUUCCUCUACAGUUUUCAGCGUAAAGUUGAGAUGUUCCAUGAAGCAAUGCAAAACGGGAUGUAUGGAGACAAUGAGGAUGGCUACAUCUCUAAAACCAUUGCCCUCGUCAACUGCUGCCCUCCAUUCAGGGGCUUUGUGCAGCGCUGUGCUCAGUGCGAUCCGUCUGUCAGCCAGGACUCCAUGCAGCGAGCCAACAGAGCUCUGGAUCACACCGUCAACCAGGGAAUCCGAGUUUUAUCUGAUCACCUGUUCCAGCACAUCAGGCCUUUCUUUGACAGGCUGGUGAAGAAGAAAUGGUUGAGCAAUGCUGAGCCAUAUGAGCAGAUAGAAGCUCUGAUCAAAGAAUAUUUCAAGAAAUAUCGCAGGAUGGACAGCCCUCCAUACCAGGUGAAGCAGUGGCUGAAUGGAAAUAGCCUUCAAUUGAACUCCGAGAAAACUGAGACACUUGUUGUUGCCCCUGAUGAUGCCAUUCCCGGCAUCAAGCAGCAGUUGGGUGACUUGGGCUCGUCAGUUAAGUCAAGUCUGCGGAAUCUUGGAGUCAUCUUUGAUGAAUUUCUGGCAGCAGAUAUCCACCGCCGUGUGGUGAUGGAGUAUCUUCGGUCACUCAUGAGAGGCAGAAUCAUAUGCACCUCUACAAAGAUGAGGAAUAAGAUGUCUGGCCGGCUUAGAGACGAAGGAAAGCAGAUCAAAGCCCUCUUCAAUGACCUGGAGUCUCCUUCCAGCUGGCUGGACGGCGCUCUGGCUCACAUCUCAGAGCUCAUCCACCUGGAGGACAUUCCCUCCAUGCAGAUGGAGGUCGGUGUUCUGGUGAGGGAGUUUCCUGAUGUGAGGAAGAAGCAUGUGUCUAGCAUUUUGAACAUCCGGGGUAUGACUCGCCAGGUGGAGCGCCAGGAGAUCCUCAAUAUCGUAAAGGACUUUGAAAGCACUGACGACAGCAGCUCUCCGUGGCUUCCUCGCGACCGCGGCCUUUUUUCCGAGGUGCCAGUCACCUCAGAGGUCCAUUGCCUGAAUCUCGGCCUGAGUCGCAUCGCCCUGACCACCUCGUCCUGCUUUACUCUCCUAAGACCACGCCGCACAGCUCGAGCCCCCAUUCAAGACAACCCAGAUGAUGUUCACUAAACAGCUUAUGUGAAGUUUCGACACUGAGACCAAAACUACAUUUGGUUGAUACUGAAAAGCACUUUGCAUGAAUGACGCAACAAAUGGAACUCGACAAUGGAUUUGAAUAACAGUGGUGAUUAAUAUUAGCAGUUGAAAUCCUACUGAAUAUGUUCAUCCACCAUGCUGCCCUUGUAAGGAAACCUUUUGCUUUUUUCUUCUUCUUUUAGCUUUUUUGACUGUUUUAUGUUUUUGGUGUGCCAAUGCCCAAAAUGGAGUAGGAAGAUGAAGGUAGCCUAGAUUAUCGCAAAGAAUUCAAAUAUAGCAAACCUGCAAACCUGCUAGCCUCCAUCAAUAAUGUCUGAAAUUUCAUAGUUUGUCGUCUUUGCUAGCAGGCUAGCCAUAAUUUAAUUGAAGAGUCAGUUGGAGUUCACAGCUCAGACCUGUGAGGUGACUGACCAGAAUGGUUCUGAGUAUUUCCAACUUCACUUGUGGAGAUUUUGGAAGCUGACUGAUAUCAGGACCUUGUGGAGCAUGGAAAGGCUGUUGGAAAUGGAACAUUUUUAUUGUUCAGCAUUUUGCUGAAGAAUCAAACUAAUGUCUGCUGUCGCUGCUGUUUGGAAGACAGUCACAUUGGAUGUAUGUGGACAAAACAUGGAUUUUAAGAAGAAAAGUUUGAUGUGGUUUGAUAUGAGCAGAACAAAAGAUGUGGCUAGUGGAAAUUAUGACAAAUCUGGACUGCAAAAAACACCUCGCAAAAAACAUAUUUUACUCCUCGUGAUUAUCAUGUUUGUCCAUUUUACAUGAGGCAAGUUGAAAUUUUGCCUUUUGUGGAGAAAUGUUUUGCAUAUUUUGGAGGGAAAAUCAUAUUUGAUAACAGCUUGAUGGUUUUUUUUCUUUUCUUUCAUCAAUCAAAAAGACUGGAUUUAGAGUGACUUAAAUUUAACUUUUUUCUUCUUUAAAAAAAAAAAUCGAAAUUCAGUUUCAUGUGUUCAAAAAGCAAGCAACAUGCCAACAAGUUCUUGAUAUCUGUUUUAGUUUUUAGUGAAGGCAUGUUAUGGUGAUCAUCUUCUUAUGCUGGUGUCAUAUUUUUUUUUGCGGGACGUCUGGACUUUUUAUCCGAUAGCACUUUAAUCAAGAUGACAAAAAAGAUGCAAGUUUUUUUAUAUGUGUAGACAGACUCCUCGGGAGUAAAGAACAUGAUGACACGACUGAAAUAAAGAGGGACUA
Messenger RNA from Thalassophryne amazonica, 4341 nucleotides. RefSeq names its product exocyst complex component 3-like 2b (gene exoc3l2b). The record is from RefSeq and is a predicted model, not a curated record. Bases 328 to 3132 code for a protein of 934 amino acids. Gene Ontology annotation, cellular component: exocyst. NCBI's taxonomy places the organism in Eukaryota, Metazoa, Chordata, Actinopteri, Batrachoidiformes, Batrachoididae. The transcript is spliced from 16 exons. Gene Ontology annotation, molecular function: SNARE binding. Gene Ontology annotation, biological process: exocyst localization; exocytosis.